Molecule: messenger RNA, 691 nt
Organism: Chelonoidis abingdonii (Abingdon island giant tortoise)
Lineage: Eukaryota; Metazoa; Chordata; Testudines; Testudinidae
Product: C-signal-like
Cellular component (GO): cytoplasm
Molecular function (GO): oxidoreductase activity
Source: RefSeq, a predicted model, not a curated record
AUCAGGUGACAGUCCCAAAGGGAUCUCCAUGACCGAACCCGUCAUACCUAGUAUCAUUUAAUUGGUUUCGCUUUUGUAAUAAAGGUGUCUGAGUAAGGGUGGAGUUAUUCAAAUCUCUGAACUGCCAACACUACAUAACUUAAUCAAGAGGCUUGUCUCUAGAUCCAACACUGGUGUUAGGAGGAGCCCAAGCAUCAUUAUUUAGGAUGAGCUGCAGCUCAGUGAAGAAGACAGAGUUCACUGUCAAGAGCGUUCUGGUGACUGGAUCCAAUCGAGGAAUUGGCCUGGGACUUGUGAAGCGCUUUCUAGAGCUACCAAAUCCACCAGAAUGGAUCUUUGCCACCACAAGGGAGCUGGCUGGAUGCCAAAGCAAGGAGGUCAUGGAGCUGGCAUUGAAGCAUCCAAACCUGGUGGUGUUGGAGCUGGAUGUCACAGAUCCAAACAGCAUAAAGGCAGCUGCGAAGAGAGUGGAGGCGCAUUUGCAAGGACAUGGACUGAAUCUCCUGAUAAACAACGCUGGCAUGUUACGGGUGACCACCAUGGAGAAUGAGAAUGUUGAGACCAUGGCAAUUGUAUACCUAACUAACACAGUUGGGCCCCUGCUGAUGAGCCAGGUAAGAACACACUUGACAACCAAGAAACUCCUUUGAUACUGAGCCAAGACUGUCCUGGAACGAACUGAGACGCUUGG